Prunus armeniaca (apricot) is the source of this 456-nucleotide messenger RNA. The record is from the annotation of a GenBank genome assembly. Lineage: Eukaryota; Viridiplantae; Streptophyta; Magnoliopsida; Rosales; Rosaceae.
AUGGCUGGUUUAGGGGCUGUCAUUCGAGAUGAGCAUGGUAACUUCAUAAGGGGAGCUGUAAAGGUUAGACUUCCCUCUUCUCCUAUUGAAGCUGAAGCCCAUGCAGCCUUAUAUGGUCUGGUGGUAGCCUCGGAUUUGGGCAAUGUUCAUCUAGAGUGUGAGUCUGAUUCAAAGGAGCUGAUUCAAAGCGUUAAGGGGAGGAUUCAGAAAGGUAGAUGGACAAUCUACUCAAUUCUUGCUGCCUUGAAGGAGAAGUGCAGAAUUUUUGGCUCUUGCUCCUGGAAGUGGAUCCCAAGGAAAGCAAACAAAGCAGCAGAUGCUGCAGCUAUUGAAGCGAAGAGGAAGAUGUGCGAUGAGGUCUGGAUCAGCCGACCCCUAUCCUCCCUCCCUAGUGUUCGUGCUCCAAAGCGAUGGCCUCCCAUGUCCUCCACAGGUGUAAGGUUUUUGUCUAGUUAG